Molecule: messenger RNA, 4458 nt
Organism: Nicrophorus vespilloides
Lineage: Eukaryota; Metazoa; Arthropoda; Insecta; Coleoptera; Silphidae
Product: probable ATP-dependent RNA helicase spindle-E
Exons: 23
Coding region: 62-4381 (1439 amino acids)
Cellular component (GO): intracellular anatomical structure
Molecular function (GO): RNA binding; ATP binding
Source: RefSeq, a predicted model, not a curated record
CGGUGCAGCAUGUGCGUGUGAAUCUGAAAAAUAAACUUUGUAGGAUUGAAUUUUAGUCAACAUGGCAGUUCCCAAGAUGGAUUAUAAAAAGUUAUUUGAGCGGAUGAAGAAACCAAUUCGGGUGCCGACCGGCGUUGUACGAGGUCGUGUCCAAUUAGUGGAAUCCAGCUCUGACGAUGAUGGCGAUGAAGAAGUCGAAGAACCAAAACUUGGGACCAGUUACGCGAAGGCGUAUCAACAGAACGAAGCUCUCAUGUACGCAAAUAGCGCUUCCAGAGUCAAGACUGAAAGUUUGUCUUGCAUUGACAGCAUGCUAGACUUGAUUCCUGAGCAGGAUUUGGAAGAAUUGCAAAUGCUAAAGGAUAACAUCGUGAACAAGGUUUAUAAAGAUUACUGCUUCUCCAUCAAUGUUAGAAGAGAGAAGAUGGCAAUUGAACAAUAUAAGACUGAUAUUUUAAAUAUGCUUACUGCAACGCCGGUUAUGAUCAUUCAUGGACCUACCGGCUGUGGAAAGACAACACAAGUACCUCAGAUGAUACUGGAUAAUUGUCGCGAAAACAACACUCACUGCAACAUUGUCGUAACGCAACCCAGAAGGAUAGCAGCAGUCAGCGUUGCUGCGCGAGUAUGCCACGAGCGUGGAUGGAAAUUGGGAACAGUCUGUGGUUAUCAGAUCGGUUUAGAGAAAGAAACUAAUGCGGACACCAUUCUGACAUAUGUAACAACCGGAGUGCUGCUCAAUAAAAUCUCGUGCAAGCAGAAUCUAAUUGAUUACACUCACAUAAUCAUUGACGAAGUCCAUGAGCGAACUCAAGACAUGGACUUUCUGCUUUUGGUGAUUCGCAGAUUCAUGUAUUUAAACUCACCCAAUGUUAAAAUCAUCCUUAUGUCAGCUACAUUCGAUACGUCUAAAUUUGCACAGUACUUCCAGACACACACUUUAGACGCUGUGCUUCCAGCUCCAACUUUAUUCAUUACUAAGUCGAAUGUCCACCAGACUUCAAUGUUUUACGCGGAUCAACUAUCGCAGCUAAAGCCAUUGGCGGAAUAUACAUUCGACGAGCCUUGCGUAAAGCCAAUAUUGUACGAGCUCCUAGUCGAGUUGGUUGUAAUUUUUGACAAAUUGGAUAAGAAAAAUGCCGACACAGGCAACAUCGACAUCGGGCAUGUCUUGGUAUUCCUCCCUGGUAUUAUAGAGAUUGAAGAAGCUUAUAUGCACUUGCGAAGAGCCGAACAAAACGCAGAGAAUAAGCCGAAAACUGAAUGGUUAAUCCUGCCGUUACAUUCGUCGAUAACCAAUUGCGAGCAGUCUAGAGUAUUCACUCAGACGAAUAAUAACACCAGAAAAAUUAUUUUGACCACCAACAUUGCAGAGAGUUCCAUCACAGUUCCUGAUGUUGUUUAUGUAAUCGAUUUCUGUUUGACCAAAUCGAUGGUUGUGGAUCCAAGAACUCAUUAUCAAUCGCUGAAAUUGGAAUGGGCUUCUCACGUGAACUGCAUUCAACGAUCGGGACGUGUGGGUCGUGUACGAGAUGGCCGAGUAUAUAGAUUAGUCCCAAGGAAGUUCUUCGAGCAAUACAUGUCGACGGACAUUUACCCUGAGAUGCUUCGGGCUCCUCUGGACAAGGUGGUGCUAUGCGCUAAAACUUUGAAUAUCAACGAAACUCCUAAAUCCAUAUUGGGUUUAGCUAUAGAUCCACCGGAUUUACAGAACAUACAAUGCACCGUGCUGAAUCUGAAAGAAACAGGAGCUCUCCUCAUGAAAUGUCGCGGGGAAUUCGUUAAGGACGACGGAGAUCUAACAUUCUUGGGCACGAUUAUGCGUAAUCUACCCAUCGAUAUCAAAUUAUCGAAAAUGAUUUGUUUGGGCUUGAUUUACUGUUGUUACGAAGAUUGCAUAAUAAUCGCUGCCGGUUGUACUGUACCAACUAUAUUUGCAACGCCUUUCCAAGAACGUUUGAAAUCGUAUUCAAACCAUUUACUGUGGGCCGACGGUUCGUGCAGUGAUUUAAUUGCACUUCUGAAUCUUUACAAGGUUUGGAAAAGGAAAAGAAGAAUGGGAGCUUUCUUACAUAAAUCAUCUGAAGUUCAGUGGUGCAGACAGCACUUCGUCUCGCUGAAAGCUCUAAGAGAGUGGAAAUUGAUGAUAGAUGAAAUCACUAAAAGGUUGGAUAACAUGGGAUUAAGACCUCCGGCUGGUCCAACGGCUGUGAUCCAUUCGCAAGUGGAUCUUAUGUUAAUGCUAAAGUUGGUGAUUAGCGGAGCUUUUUACCCAAAUUAUUUCACACGUUCAAGCGAAAUGGGGCAAAUAGAUGAAAGGGAAGCGGUUAAAUCUCUGGACGGAUUGAAUCCCAUGAACACCGUUUACUUUAAUAAUAUGGAAGCCGAUCAACCGGGACCGCUGUAUACUGAAAGGAUAAGAGAAUUGCUGAAGGAUUGCUCGAGAAACAUAAAAAUUAUUUUUACGGCUUCCUCGAAAAUAUUUGUGUCGUUUUUGAAUCAGCAGUAUCCACGAUCCGUGACCGUGGAUGGCCAGCAAUUCUUUAUUACAAUGCCAGGAUUUAUAUCCGUUGACGUUUAUAAAGCGGUGAGAUUAAGGCAAUUGAAGCUGAUGCAUUCUAUACAGGUUAUGAACACGACUGAGGCCUGGCUGAAAGCUAAGGAAUUGGGUAUAGCGGAUACCACGGACUACGGUAUUAAUUAUAUUAAAAAUUUUGAAAAGAAAACAACUUCCAUUUUACCCAAUCUGUAUACAACUAGUAUGGAUAUCAAAGUUAUAUAUGUCAUCGAUGCGGCUCAUUUCUACGCUCACCCUGCAUCGAGUGAAAUAGACGAGAAUAUUAGCAAAUUGGACGAUUUGUUGAAUUCCCAAAACUUGUCAGAACUUUCUAAUAAUGCCAUUGUUGGUGGAAUUUAUGCGGCAGUUUUCGAAGAAGACAAGCGUUACUAUCGCUGUAAAAUUCUGGAUAUUAAGCCGUACCAAAAGAAUGAUUAUUUUGCUAAGAUAUUGUUCAUCGAUUUUGGCAAUACGAGCAACAUAAAUAUUAAAGAGUUACGACAAUUACCUGACAAGUAUACAAACGAUCUUCCAGCACAGGCUUUGGAAUGCGUCCUCUCCGAAAUCCAACCAUCUCUUGUACUUUGCCCUAGAGGAUUAUGGUCUUCUCUGGCUCUGAACACUUUCAAGGAAAUGAUUGCAGACGAUAUAUUACAAGCAAAAAUUUACUCGGUUGUGGACGAAGUCGUUUCCGUUAAACUAUACAAGGAUGGACAAUGCAUUAACGAUUUACUGAUUCAAAAGGGAUACGGUCUUCACGCUGAAGAAAGUUUUCUGUCUCGAUUAAACAAAGAAGACAGAGCAUACGCUCAAUUGCAAGGGAACAGGAUCAGAUUCGAGGAGUCAACGACGAACGAUUUGAAUGAGCACAGGUUCUUCUCAGUUCCGUUCAAAGUAGAACCACCUACUGCCAGCCAAUGCAGUCGAACUAUACACUUGAAAGGUCCAUAUUCCCCAUUGGAAAUGAAGAUUCAUUGCGUCGCAGAUGAAGUUAAGACUGUGAACGUUGACGGACAAUCUGUGAAUGCAGUUCUGUUAGAUAGUUCUCCUCAAGAUCCUAAAGAAAGGUUAUUAGUUGCGGGAUGUGUAUCUCAGAAUUCGUCAAAUUCGAAUUUAACUUUGAGACACACUACUUUAAUGCCGAACAUUCCUGGUUUGCCGGCGAUUCUCGCUUUGCUCUUCUGUCCGAGGAUGGUCAUGAAACCAACGAAAGAUGGUACUUCUUUUGCUUCUAUACUCUGCGGUUUGGGAGAAAGCGAAGGCAAAUCUUUAUUUGCGACACACGAUUUGUCCAUCACUUUGGAUACGGUUAUUGAUGAAUUCGAUUUGACACUGAUUAACGAGUUGCGCUUCUGGAUGAACACUUCAAUGAAAGCCAUGGAAUCCAUUUUUCACAAAAAUCCUGUUGAUAUUUUACUCGAGGACUGCCAACGCGAGGUCAAAGAGAGGAUUAACUUAUUAUUGGGUAGAGUGCGUAAAGGUCAAGAGAGAAAAUACAUUAAGCAUACAAAGUCAUGGACAAAGUUCCUGUUCAAAGGAGAUUUGCUAUCACCAGGCAAUGUUCUGAUGAAGAACGACAUAUGGCAGUUGCACACCAUCAUGACUUUAAUUACUUCUAAACAGGAUUUAUCUAAAAUGAGACGCCACGUUGAGGAUCUGCGAUAUGCUGCUCAAAAUGAUCAACCAGUAUCGGAGAUAACAUGCGAUAUAUGCAAAGUUACAGUUUACAGCAAACCCGAGCUGAUCCUGCAUUUGGUAGACGAUUUGCAUAGAAAUAAGGAGACUGCAAUUUUCAAAGAAGUCGCAUUAGAAUGUAAGCCUUAAUUUUUGUUUUAUUCAAACACAGUAUUUGUUCUCAGUUUACGUUUUUUAAGAAUGUUUAUUCGUUUCCUUUAGCUUAU